Messenger RNA from Ylistrum balloti, 1039 nucleotides. RefSeq names its product proto-oncogene tyrosine-protein kinase ROS-like. Gene Ontology annotation, molecular function: protein binding. The record is from RefSeq and is a predicted model, not a curated record. Lineage: Eukaryota; Metazoa; Mollusca; Bivalvia; Pectinida; Pectinidae. The transcript is spliced from 8 exons. The annotation marks the transcript as partial.
AUGUCCGAUAUAUUUGUAUUUUGUGUACCCCUUUGGAUUCUAUGGAUGUUACAAUGUGUUCACGGACAGUCUAUUGAAAGUAUUUGCAAGGAAUCAUGUAAGGCGAACCUGACUAUCACUUCCAGAGAUAGAUCUCUUUUCUGCAACGAUGAAUGCAAGCUGGACCAGUGCCGAUUGGGCUGUGAAAGGUACAAUGUUGGUCUGGAGUCAACAUGUCAGCAGGCCUGCAGUGAAUCUUCUGUUGAGAGACAAUUUUGUAUGAAAGGAUGCAACACAGCCUUAGGAAUCUACACCAGAAACAUUAAAGCCAACUGGUCAUCUCUAUCAGCCCCAGAACUGAAGCAUGGCAGUAAAACUCACUCAUCAGUGGUUCUUCACUGGGAUGGGCCGACUCACCCUAACAUCACCUACUAUAUACAGAGUCGUAUCACAGACUUCAACACUGACUGGGAAAUUUACAACCAGUCAUCUCUGGAACCUGGAGGUGACAUCAACAUUACAGGGCUCCAUCCAUAUGUCACAUACAAAUUCAAGAUUUUGUUGGUGAUUACUCCAGCACAUAUGAGUGCCACGCCAGAGUCUGAAGAGAUUACAACCAGUCCUUAUGGAGCACCAUCAUCAGCCCCCUAUAUCCUGGAUGUGUCAGCCCCUACCCCCUCUGUCAUCACCAUCUCUUGGAAACCUCCAGUCUUCACCAACGGACGAAUUUUGGGCUACCGACUGAACCUUGACCCUGUCAACCAUCCAAGCUUACAUAAGGUGAAUUGUGAAGUAUCUGGUAAUGUGACAUCAUGGAUGCUCCGGCAACUGCAGUCCUCGCAAUUGUACAACAUCACUGUAUCUGCAUGGAAUAGUGAUGGGGAGGGGCCUGCGGACUCAGCCAACAUCACCACUCCAAAUGCUGGCAAUCUGACAGAGGACAGGAUGCCUUAUCUGAUACUUGGAGAAGACAACGUAGUUCUCAAACAAAACAUGGAGGAAUGGCUCUACUCCGAACCCCGCCAGCUUCAUGCAGAGGCAGAGAACUCGUUCCUCUCGG